Molecule: messenger RNA, 1710 nt
Organism: Salmo salar (Atlantic salmon)
Lineage: Eukaryota; Metazoa; Chordata; Actinopteri; Salmoniformes; Salmonidae
Source: RefSeq, a predicted model, not a curated record
CCUGUAUAAGUAACUACUGUUGAUGAGGAUGAUCCUGGUAGCUCUGCUGGUUCCUCUCCUGGUUCUGUCCAGCGCUGGACAUACCUCAGGAACGAUUGUCACCAGCUGCGAGGCGUGUCACGAACAAGCCGUCUGCAGCACCUCGCCCACGGCAGGUGACAUCACAUGCACCUGUAAGAAGGGCUUCUCCGGAGACGGCCUCAUCUGCUUACCCGGCCACACCGCCACCGACGACCACCAUGCCCCUCGCCGUGUCCGCCGCUCCUACCCCACCUCCAACACCAACCUUGCCCAUGUCCGGUUCAGCUGCGGCUUUUAUGAGUGCGCUGAUGGGGAGGACUGCAUCACGGUCGAUGGCAUCCAGCAGUGCGCCAACCCCUGCAAGAGCUACACGGUCCUGAACGACCUGUGGCGUUCCACCAACAACAAUGAGGGCGAGAAACACUGUGACCGCAACGUCCACUGGGACGGCUAUUACCGCAUGUUCAUCGGCAACCAGAGCGUGUCCAUGCCGGACAAGUGUGUAGAUUCGUUAAUGUGCGGCACCCAGGCUCCCUUGUGGCUGGCGUUUCCUCCCCCCCAGCAGGUGGAUGAGAUUGUCCAGAGUGCAGUCUGCGCCAGCUUCAAUGGGGACUGCUGCUGGGUGCAGUCUCAGCCCAUCCACGUCAAGGCAUGCCCUGGGAACUACUUUGUGUACAAGUUCGUCAUGCCUCCCGGGUGCUACUUCGCCUAUUGUGCAUAUGUGUCAGCUCUCACCACAACACCAAAACCAGUCACAACAACAACCACAACAACAACAACAACCACAACAACAAAAGCACCUGUAAAGGUCACCACAACAACAAAAGCACCUGUAAAGGUCACCACAACAACAAAAGCACCUGUAAAGGUCACCACAACAACAAAAGCACCUGUAAAGGUCACCACAACAACACAAACACCUGUAAAGGUCACCAAGACAACAAAUGCACCUGUAAAAGACACCACGACAACACAAACACCUGUUACGAUACCCACGACAACACAAACACCUGCUAAGAUCACCACAACACCGCAAACACCUGUUAAGAUCACCACGAUAAUGCAGACACCUGUUAAGGUCACCACAACAACACAAACACCUAUUAAGAUCACCGCGACAACACAAACAUCCAUAAAUAUCACCACUACGACAAAAUCACCAGUAGACAAAAAUCGCACCACAACAACAACACAGUCACAGGUUGCCACGACUACGCCAAAAGCAAUGUGUGGUACCUGCAGAGCGGGGGAGACCUGCGUGAGCACCGAUGGGGUCACUUGGCGGUGUGAGAGGCCAGAUCAGCCUGUUUUGCUGCGACCUGAGCUGGUAUGUGGGCGGAGCCUGGUACAGGUGGGUCUCAACAGGACUAACCUGGAGGCCGCUGGUCUGGACGCCACCACCGCUAACCUGGCCGACCCCCAGUGUAACGCUCACGAAGAGCGUGGCGGCAUAGUAUGGUACCAGGUGGAGCGCACAGAGGGCGCCUGCGGAAACACUCUGGAGACAAACGGAAUUGACGCCAUCUUUUCCAACAGUUUAUUCAUCUACCACAUUCACGACGUGUCCUUCACUCGACCCGUGAGCGUGCCUUUCUCUUGUGCCUACCCUCUGGAAUCAGAGACCAGCCUGGAUGUGGCCAUCAAACCCUACCUGUCGUAAGUGGAGACGUUACGUUACAGUAAACAAUA